CAUGUGGGGGUUUCUAGGACUUAACUUUUCAAAGUGGAAGUGGACAAAUUAGCAAUAAGUGGAAGUGAGCGAACCUUAAUAAAAUAAGUAAAAUAGAAGCGUACUUGUAAGUAUAAAGAAUCAAAUAAAAAGUGGCGUUAACUUUUUUUAAGUUCUAGAGAAAUAGACAAAUAACAUUAAAAUCCGGACAGUACAGAAAACAGAUGUGGUGAAUUCUCGAACAAGAAAAAAAACUGAAGUGAGUAGUUGAGAUUUUAAUGAUGAAAUGGGUUAUUUCUAAACAAGAGUUGCUAUUCUAGGUUCACUUACUGUUAGACAUUUAAAAUAUGCAAAUGAACCUUUGAUAGAAUAUAUUUGAUGAAAAAGAGUGAAAGAUAAUUUUGUGGCUCUUACGAAUAUGUCAGACCUUCGUGAUGUCACUGAUGACCGGUAUUCUCAUCAUGCUGACCUACAGCCGUAUGCUGAUGACCUCCUUGACCUGGAGGCACAUUCAAACAAUUUUCAAAGUCAAACAGACCUCCAGACUGUAGCUUUUAACCUCCAGGGACAGGAAAAUAUUGACCUCCAUAAACAAAAUUUUGACCUCCAUGGACAAAAUGUUGACCUCUGGGAAGAAGAAGUUGACCUCGAGGGACAAAUUGCUGACCUUCCAUCGGUUCUUUUCCGACCAUUCUUCACUGAGACAAUCAGGGACAAAGUGCUAAAAAUAGAGGUGAAACUAGCUGAGUAUUUAAUGACAUUAGAUUACACCAGGUCACCAGUAAAAUAUCUAUCUAAUCCUCUAGAUCAUGCGGAGUUACCUCAUAGAAUAUUUCUUCAGAAAUACCUAGAUGGAGAGAAGAAAAUUAUUUUUCUGGGUAUGAACCCUGGACCGUGGGGCAUGUGCCAAACAGGAAUUCCUUUCGGUGAGAUUGAAGCUUGCAAGGGGUUUCUUGGUAUCUCAGCUCCUGUUAAAACUCCCAAGACUUUUCAUCCUAGAAGACCUAUAGAAGGAUUUGAUUGCAAGAGAAAGGAGGUGAGCGGUCAAAGAUUCUGGAGUUUGAUUAAAGAAGUUUCCAGAACUCCGGACACAUUCUUCAAGCAUAGCUUUCUGGCCAAUCAUUGUCCUCUGGCUUUUAUGAAGGAGUCAGGGAAGAAUGUGACGCCUCCUGAAAUGCCAAAAGAAUUAAGAGAAAAGAUAAUGACUGCUUGUGAUUCAUCUCUUCUUGAAAUAUUAGUCCUGUUGAAAACUGAUCUUAUAAUUGGAAUUGGAAAAUUUGCCGAGAACCGCGGGAAAAAGAUUGUUAAAGAAAAUAAACUUAAAACUAGAGUCGGAUUUUUAAUGCAUCCAAGUCCAAUAAAUCCUCUAGCAAAUAAAGGCAGUAGGCAAUUGGGAUAUGCGUGUUAUGGCACUUUGACAAAGGCAUGAACACUGGAUGGAAUGACAUAGCUCUGAAACAGUUGGCAGAACUUGAUGUACUGCAGUAUAUAUCCUAGAGCUGUACAAUCU
Molecule: messenger RNA, 1489 nt
Organism: Eurytemora carolleeae
Lineage: Eukaryota; Metazoa; Arthropoda; Copepoda; Calanoida; Temoridae
Gene: Smug
Product: single-strand selective monofunctional uracil DNA glycosylase
Exons: 13
Coding region: 398-1408 (336 amino acids)
Biological process (GO): base-excision repair
Molecular function (GO): single-strand selective uracil DNA N-glycosylase activity; oxidized pyrimidine nucleobase lesion DNA N-glycosylase activity
Source: RefSeq, a predicted model, not a curated record